AUGACUACAAAAAAUCAAAUGGUUAAUGAUAAAAAAUUAAAAAGUUGGUGUGUUAAGGAAAAAUUCACCGACACAUCUCCCUCAGUACCUUCCACGCCAGAACCUUUGGGCUUAGACUGUACAGUGGUGGGUGCGGACAAUGAAAGUGGUCGCGACUCGCCGGUUGACGUUUCGUCUACUUCGGAAUCGGGAGUGACUACAGCUUCGCAGUCUAGUGAACGACGAUCUCCGACUAGAAAUCCCCUUUUGCAAGAGAGGUGUACCAGUGAAGAGUUACGAAAUAUUACCUGUCAUUUAGAGACAAAAGAAUUGUGGGACAAGUUCAACGAGUUAGGCACUGAGAUGAUUAUCACAAAGACUGGAAGGCGCAUGUUUCCUACCGUUAGGGUUUCUUUCACUGGAAUUCGAACAGAACAAAAAUACGCCGUACUACUAGAUAUAGUUCCUGUAGAUAAUAAAAGAUAUCGGUACGCUUACCAUAGAUCGUCGUGGUUAGUAGCGGGGAAGGCUGAUCCUCCUGCUCCGUGCAGAACUUGCUCGCACCCCGAUUCACCGUUCUCUGGAGAACAGCUCAGGAAACAAGUCGUGUCUUUCGAAAAAAUCAAGUUAACCAAUAAUGAAAUGGACAAACAUGGUCAUCUGGUGUUAAACUCAAUGCAUAAAUAUCAACCCAGGAUUCAUCUAGUGAAACGGGCGGAAGGCAUGGCUGGUACAGUAACGGAUUUGGAAAAUGAAGAGUACAAAACUUUUAUAUUUCCUGAAACGAUCUUUACGGCAGUUACAGCAUAUCAAAAUCAACUGAUAACGAAGUUGAAGAUUGACAGCAACCCAUUUGCCAAAGGUUUUAGGGAUUCAUCUAGACUCACCGAAUUUGAAAGGGAAACAAUGGAGUCUAUGCUAGCGGAGCAGCAUUAUUUCCGCUCACCUCUUCGUCCCUUUGCAGACAUGGACACCCAUAACAACAAUCUAUCCUUAGAAGAAAAAGCUAUCCUAGCUGCUCGGUCUCAGCUCUUUCUACGAGCAGCUGCGGCUGCAGGCCCUUACGGUCCGUUGAUGGGAGGAUUAUACUCGGGUGCUGGAGGAUCUCAAAGUAAUCCUGUACCUCCAGGAAUUCUGUGGAACCAGUGGGCUUGCUUGGGCCCUUCACUACUGGCAGCUCAGCAUCAGCACCAACUCGCAGUAGCUGCUGCUGGUAGUUCACAGCUGCAGUCUCCAUUGGCGAGACCACUAGCGCAACAUAGAUUCUCCCCUUACACUCCCCCGCAAAGGUCGUCUCCCGAUACUAGUCUACGGGACGAUAGGGACUCCCCCAGUAGCCCGUUAUAA
Molecule: messenger RNA, 1326 nt
Organism: Diabrotica balteata
Lineage: Eukaryota; Metazoa; Arthropoda; Insecta; Coleoptera; Chrysomelidae
Source: the annotation of a GenBank genome assembly